Messenger RNA from Scheffersomyces amazonensis, 1172 nucleotides. RefSeq names its product iron-sulfur cluster assembly protein. Lineage: Eukaryota; Fungi; Ascomycota; Pichiomycetes; Serinales; Debaryomycetaceae. Gene Ontology annotation, biological process: iron-sulfur cluster assembly. The record is from RefSeq and is a predicted model, not a curated record. The transcript has a single exon. Bases 23 to 676 code for a protein of 217 amino acids.
AACUAUAACAGACACUGCCAAAAUGUCUGAUCCUAUAAAUGCAAACCCCACCAUCGUCGACGUGUCGUCUUUGCCCACCAGACUCACCCAGCAGCCACAACUGUCGGAAUCAAAGUAUAACCAACGUCAUCAUGAGUUGGUCGAUAAGAUCGUAUCAUUAUCAUUACUACCAAAGAUCAGAGUAGGAAACGUAGUGGACGAACAAGUUCCAGGUCUUGUGUCUGAUGUAGAGAUGAGUAGUACAGAUGAGGAACUUGAGGAGGAAGAAGAAGAAGGAGUCAGUGAUGAUAUAGAUGAACAAGAAGUAUUUGAUUUAAUCUCCAGUAUAUCUGAUCCUGAACAUCCAUUAACUUUAGCACAAUUGGCAGUAGUUAAUCUUGUCGAUAUAUCUAUAACCAAUGCCCCUACAAAGUCACAAAUCUCAGAAAUCCUCAUAAGAAUAACUCCCACAAUAACUCAUUGUUCAUUAGCCACAUUAAUUGGUUUAGGUAUACGAGUAAGACUUGAAAGAUGUUUGCCGGCCAGAUAUCGAAUUAAGAUUCUAAUUAAAGAAGGAACUCAUCAAUCUGAAAAUCAAGUCAAUAAACAAUUAAAUGAUAAAGAACGAGUGGCUGCUGCUUGUGAGAAUGAUCAAUUAUUAGGAGUUAUAAGUCAGAUGUUAAGUACCUGUAAAUAAUUGGAAUUAGUAUGUUAUAUUAAUGCAAUCUAAGAAUAGCAAUCAACUAAAGUAAGUAAAGUAAAGUAAUAUAAUCUAAAGUAAUCUAAAGCAAAGGUGACCAGCAGCAAGAAAUAAAUAAUUUUAAUAAAUAUACAUUAUGGAUAAUGAUAACAAAUCAAAUCAAAUCAAUAUCCAUUUUUAAUAGAUCCAAUACAUUGUAAAGAUCCAUACUCCAAUAUCAUUUUUAAUACAUCAACCAUAAUAAAUUUCAAUAGUUUACCCUUUAUAAAUUCAAGAUAUUUAAUAUAAAUGAUAUGGUUAUUAUCAUCAUCUUUUGAUUGUCCCAACUGUUUAAUUAAUCGUUGACUAAUGGUAUAUAAUCUAAUUAAAUGAACGUAAUAUUCGUACUUAUCCUUUUUAUUCUCUAAUUUUUGUUGAUAAGUUAAUUGAGGGACUUGUAAACUAUUAGGAGUUUGUUGUUGUAGUUGUAGUUGUUGUUGUUGUUGUUGUUGAU